AAAUCAGUUAGCAUCAAUGAUUAUCAAGAAAUCAAACAAUUAAUAGGAAAGACUGAAAAUUUAAUUUUAGAUAACAGUAUUGUAAAGAAGUUGGAAUCCAUAUUUGAUGCAGAUCCUAGUGUCAUUGAAUCAAAAAUAAUAUCGGAAACAACAACACACUAUAGCAAUCAAUCAGAAACCGGAAGAUUUCUUUUUUUUAUUAAACAUUCUUUGUUAGCCUUUACGUCGAAUUUCGAAUAUAGAAAUCCAAAAAUUUUUGAUUGUGAAAUCUCUGAGCGAACAUUUAUUGUAGAAUGUUUGUCUCCAAUAUUCAAGUCAUUCAGAAAUGCAUUUCCGGAAGUCAAGUACGAUUGGAUUGAAAAAGAAGUGGAUUCAAUUAAGAUUGCCAAUAAAAUGUUUAUGACGCAAGCUAGAUUAAGAAAGACUGACCUUCUUGUCACCCAUUUGGUAGAUGGCAAAGAGAUUGUGGAUGUUGAGGUUUCCGGUCCACCUUAUAAUCCACAAGAAUCACAUACAGUAGGAGAUAUAAAAAAAUUGUUGAUGAUGGCAGUCUGUAAUUUGUGCUGCAUAUUUGGAAAUGAUCUUAAUUGCAAGAUUGAAGAUGCAAAAAAAAUCAAAUCAUUUAGUAUACAAGUAAUUGGGGAUAGAUUAACACUUUUUUCGGUUUCACUAUUUGAUAGAAGGAAAUAUUUGGCUGUGGAACUUGCAUCUUGCAUAAUUCCAUUUUCUUUAGAUUCGAUAGUGUACUUUUUGAAAAUCUUUAAUUUUUUUCAAAUUCUAAAAAAUGAAAUUUUUGAACAAAAGGAGUUUAGGAAAAAAAUUAUGAUCAAUACACCAGAAGAAGACAAAAUGAAAGUACAAGAUUGGUUACAUUUUCCAGAUCCUAGUUUAAAGCCAUUGCCAGAUUUUUUAGAUGCUAUCACCAUUUAA
Messenger RNA from Entrophospora sp. SA101, 930 nucleotides. Lineage: Eukaryota; Fungi; Glomeromycota; Glomeromycetes; Entrophosporales; Entrophosporaceae. The record is from the annotation of a GenBank genome assembly.